Cannabis sativa is the source of this 1995-nucleotide messenger RNA. RefSeq names its product isoprenylcysteine alpha-carbonyl methylesterase ICME. The record is from RefSeq and is a predicted model, not a curated record. Lineage: Eukaryota; Viridiplantae; Streptophyta; Magnoliopsida; Rosales; Cannabaceae. The transcript has 11 exons. The coding region runs from base 593 to 1906 and encodes 437 amino acids.
AUUAUUUUUAUAAUUUUCUCGUCAAAGAUUUUAAUACAUACAUUUACAUAUUAAUUUUUCACUCUAAAAUAACCUACACAAUUAAGUUUUCUUUUCUAUUUAUGAAAAAUCAUGUUAAACAAAAGGAAGAAGAAGAGCGAACUAAGAAUUAACUAACUAAACGGUAACAAAUGAAUCAAUUUACAAGAGCAUCACGUACUCUCAAAAAUUUUAUGUUGCAUGGUAGUAAAAACAUUAUAUUUAAAUUGAUGCCCACAUAAAUUUUUUAAAAAUUAAAAUGUGGUCCCCAAUAUUUUGUUUAAUUGUAACGUGGCACCAUAUUCACGAGACACACACCAGUCUUUUUUUCUCUUCUUCUCAACGGUUCCGGACUCUUUUGCAAAAAGACAAAAAAGCUAAUCCAUGAGCGCGCUUACCUAUACAAAUUACAAACCAAGCACACACAUAUAUAUUGUGUUUCAAUUUUUAUUUUUCUUUUCAAAAAAAGUUUACAUUUUCGAAAAACUUUUCACUCACGCCCUCACUAUAUAAAUAUUUAUCAUCUAUCGAAUCCUCUGGCCCCGGGAUCUGAUUCCUUCUUCCACGGCCGACGAUGGAAUCUUCUCCGGUGACUAAGUCGGACUCGGAGCAUCUGCGUUCCUCUUCGUCACUUGGAAUCGGCCGAGAUUUAGUCGAUUUCGAUGACCGCCAAGAUAAACCGUUACUUGAUCGUGUUGUGAGUGAGCCCGUAGCCACAGGGAAUUUCAACCACCAAAGGCGCCGCCGUGUCGGUGCAAGGCCUGCCGCCUUGGAUCGGCCGCGAAGGCAACAGUCGUUAAGCCGUGAUAUUGGACACGCUGCUAAAGAGACGUAUUUGAUCACUGGACUUAGCUUCAAGCUCCUUCGAUAUCUCGGGGUAGGCUAUCGGUGGAUCACAAGAUUACUCGGACUUGGUUUUUAUGCUCUGUUACUUAUGCCUGGUUUUCUUCAAGUCGCAUAUCAUUACUUCUUCUCAAGCCACGUCCGGAGAAGUAUUGUGUAUGGCGAUCAACCGAGAAAUAGGUUGGAUUUAUAUUUACCAGCAAAUAGUACUGAUGAACCAAAGCCAGUUGUGAUAUUUGUAACUGGUGGAGCUUGGAUUAUUGGGUACAAAGCAUGGGGUUCUCUUUUAGGACUGCAGUUAGCAGAAAGAGAUAUCAUAGUGGCAUGCAUUGAUUACAGAAAUUUUCCCCAAGGUACGAUCAGUGAUAUGGUAAAAGAUGUUUGUCAGGGGAUUUCAUUUGUUUAUAACAACAUAGCAUACUAUGGUGGUGACACUGACAGAAUUUAUCUAAUGGGUCAAUCAGCUGGUGCACAUAUUGCUGGAUGUGCUCUCUUGGAGUUGGCAAUUCAAGAAUCAGUGAAAGGAGAGAAUGCUUCCGUAAAAGUUUCUGACUUGAAAGCUUAUUUUAGUUUAUCUGGAGGGUAUAAUUUACCUAAUUUAGUUGAUCACUUCCAUAAACGAGGACUCUAUCGGUCUAUUUUCUUGAGCGUUAUGGAAGGUGAAGAAUCCUUGAAACAAUAUUCUCCUGAAGUUAGAAUACUGGACCCAAGUAUUAAAAAUGCAAUUUCGCUAUUGCCUCCUAUUAUCCUUUACCAUGGAACUGCAGAUCUUUCUGUUCCUUCUGAUGCCAGUCAAACCUUUUGUAAUACUCUUCAAAAAGUUGGAGCUCAAGCUGAGCUUAUACUGUAUGAAGGAAAGACUCAUACCGAUUUGUUUCUUCAGGACCCUUUGAGAGGUGGUAAAGAUGAGUUGUUUGAUCACAUAGUUUCUGUGAUACAUGCUGAUGAUAGGGAAGCUCUUGCCAAAGACGCUGCAGCGCCUCCAAGAAGACGCCUUGUUCCUGAGUUUUUGUUGAAGUUGGCUCGGAGGAUCAGCCCUUUUUAGACCUGAUAUUGUUGGGCAUAUUAUAAUCAUUUAUAUGUAUUUGUUACAAAAUCAUAAGUUAAUAUAAUUUAUUUGUUUUAAAAUCACAA